CCAGGUUACGGAAGUUUGACUUUCUGCAAAGGCAUUCUGUGUUCAUAAACCCAGCAGAGCAUUUUUAUUCAAGCCUGUCACUACAAUGGGGCCGAUUCCAAUAGGAAAUUCGUCUCCAGGGAUUCGGGGCAGUUCUGGAGGAAGCUGUGACCCUCUGAACUUCUAUUGUACCAACUACAACAGCGCUCAUGGUCACCCACAGUUUGUUCCAGGUGGUGUCCACCAUCCUGGGAUUCUUACCCACCGCAGCACAGGGUACCAAUCAAACUUCCGACCGGCUGUAUAUUAUUCACCCAACUUGGACCGGAAAGAUAACCCAGCUAUGGGGUUAAUGCUGAGGAACAAUUACACAUCAAUAACCAACAGAGAUUUCGUCCCUCACCAAAAUGUGACAGGAACAGAGCCGUUGCCCCACACACUAUCCUCUCCACAAAGUGGAUUCAUCAGGAGCAGUGAAGUCACCAUACCUAAAUCCAGAGCUGUGAAGACUGUGCACUUUAACACACGGGAUCACAGUUCUGGAGUUAUUGCUGGCAUCGCACCACAACAUCGACCUCUGCUGCUUAUGCCUCAAGGAAAAGGAUCCCCUGAGGCUGAAAAUCUCCGACAUGGUCCAUCUUUUAUGUCCACAGAAUACAAAACCAAAUUCAAUGUACAAUCACCUCAUCAUACAGGCACCUUUCAAAAUUCUGUUAUCGGAGCGAUGGAAAAUUCUGGAUUCACUGAGGGGUCAGCCAUGGAACCCAUCACCCAUGAUCCACAUUCACAGCACUGUGUGCCGAUGGGGCAUCACCGACUGAUGGGACUCAGUAUCACAAAAACUGAUUUUCUGCCAAGCUCCUUAUUGCAGGGAAGAGAGCCACUCCCAGCAUUAGCCAGGAACUGUGAAAGAGAUAGUGGUUUCACCAGAGAAACGGACCAAGUCCUACAUACCAGUUCCCUGCCUAAUGACUCCAGACUUGGCAACAGUAUGAAGCAGACGGAUGAUCUUUUGGGAAGAGUAUAUGUGGGGAAGAAGGAAUCAUCUGGAUUCAGUACCAAUAAUCUAAAAUAUGUGCAGCCUGAGAAGGAGCCUCCACGACAUUACCUGACCAACUACAACCAAAGGUUUAUAGAUCUAGCACAACAUGGGAAAGAUCGUGAAGGCUGGACUCGUUUUGGAAUACAGAAUCAACUCCACAGUGGCUUCUCCGUAAAUAAUGAAAUACAUAUAACUGGCAUUUAAGCCAAAGUUUAGGAGGCGAGACUCAAAGACUGAAAUAAAAACCAAAAUAUUCCACAAACCCAAA
This is a messenger RNA of Rana temporaria (common frog), 1289 nucleotides long. RefSeq names its product protein phosphatase 1 regulatory subunit 32 (gene SAXO4). The transcript is spliced from 11 exons. Gene Ontology annotation, molecular function: phosphatase binding. NCBI's taxonomy places the organism in Eukaryota, Metazoa, Chordata, Amphibia, Anura, Ranidae. The record is from RefSeq and is a predicted model, not a curated record. The coding region runs from base 86 to 1225 and encodes 379 amino acids.